Lichtheimia ornata is the source of this 405-nucleotide messenger RNA. RefSeq lists its product as uncharacterized. The transcript has 3 exons. The record is from RefSeq and is a predicted model, not a curated record. The coding region runs from base 1 to 405 and encodes 134 amino acids. NCBI's taxonomy places the organism in Eukaryota, Fungi, Mucoromycota, Mucoromycetes, Mucorales, Lichtheimiaceae.
AUGCAUCCUCCCACUUCAUUGUCAACGCCUAUUCAUUCUCAUUCCAGUCCUCGGCUCGAUGCCAUGCGAUCACCACCCACUCCAAUUACACACCACCACAACUCUUUCGACCUCACUCCUCGAAAAGACAGCAAACCCACCGACCAGCCCCUCUCAUCUUCUGAACCGCCAUUGACCGAUUUCCCUCAAGAAGUCACCUGGUUAUUCUUCCGUGACAACCAAUGGAUACCAUUCCAAAGCGAGAACCAUUACAAGAUUGAGCAAGCUUUCACCAUGGGCGGCAUCUAUGUGGAUAUCAAAGAUCACAACUUUCCUCAGCUCAAAAGCAUACGUGUGUUUCCAGCUCGCUUUUAUCUGUCCUACCUCGGCAUGAAGUACAGGCUCAGUUGCGUUAUACAAGGCUGA